This is a messenger RNA of Oncorhynchus keta (chum salmon), 942 nucleotides long. RefSeq names its product butyrophilin subfamily 2 member A2-like. The annotation marks the transcript as partial. Lineage: Eukaryota; Metazoa; Chordata; Actinopteri; Salmoniformes; Salmonidae. The transcript is spliced from 11 exons. The record is from RefSeq and is a predicted model, not a curated record.
CUGUAGGAUCCAAGCCAGUGGUGUCCAUCGAGGGACACAGAGAGGGAGGGAUGGGUCUGCUGUGUGAAACAGAAGGCUGGCACCCUGAGCCUGAGCUGGUGUGGCUGGACAGUAAAGGAGUCCAUCUCUCUGCUGGUCCUCCUGAGACACACAGAGACUUAGAUGGAUUCUACACAGUCAAACGACAUGUCAUUGUCCAGGAGACUGACACCAACCACUUUACCUGCAGAGUCCAACAGAGCAGGAUCAAUGAGAAGAUGGAGACAGAGAUUCACCUCCCUAUUGUAGGAUCCAAGCCAUUUGUGUCCAUUGUGGGACACAGAGAGGGAGGGAUGGGUCUGCUGUGUGAAUCAGAAGGCUGGCACCCUGAGCCUGAGCUGGUGUGGCUGGACAGUAAAGGAGUCAAUCUCUCUGCUGGUCCUCCUGAGAUACACAGAGACUUCAAGGGAUUCUACACAGUCAAACAACAUGUCAUUGUCCAGGAGACUGACACCAACCGCUUUACCUGCAGAGUCCAACAGAGUAGGAUCAAUGAGAAGAUGGAGACGGAGAUUCACCUCCCUAGUGAGUUGUUUGAUUACGCAACCCCAUUGAGAAUGACCUUCAUUGUGUUAUGCUGUCUGGGAGCCAUCACUGUGACUGGGUUAUCUCUGGCUAUCUACUGCAUAUGCAAUAAAAAAGAUGACCUCAAGAAGGAGAGGAAUGAACUCUGGGAGCAGAAAUGUGACCUCUGUAACCAGAAUUAUGAACUCUGUGAGCAGAAAUAUUACCUCACUGAGAAUCGAGAUGACCUCAGGAAGGAGAAGGAAAUCCUGACUUCUCAGCUGGACUUUGAAACCAUCAGAAGACAUGCAGGUGUGUUUUAUACUCUGUGACAUCCACAAAUUAAUACAUACCAUAUGAAAUGUAACAUAUUAUACCAAAUAGAGUGUCUCGGAUGUC